AUGGUUAAAGAACAAGCUUACUAUAAGGAAGGUUAUGUCAAGGAAAUUGCUGAUACGCAUGCUUGGAGAAACGUAAGCAAUUGUGCUGAACAUCUUAUACCUUUAAUUAAGCCAGAUUUUAAGAUCUUAGAUGUUGGGAGUGGACCAGGUACCAUCACCAUCGACUUUGGUAAUUAUGUACCAGAAGGUCAUGUCACGGGUGUUGAACCUACCAUUGAGUUAAUUGAACGUUCACGUCAAACUUUAAAGGAAAUUGAAGAACUGACGGGUAAGAAAAUCACCAAUGUUACCUUUGAAGAAGGUUCUAUUUAUAAAUUACCAUUUGAAGACAAUAGUUUUGAUUUAAUCCAUGCUCAUCAAGUUGUGGUUCAUUUGGAAGAUCCUAUUGCUGCUUUAAAGGAAUUGAGACGUGUUACCAAAGUUGGUGGAUUUGUAUGUGUUAAAGAUGGUGAUUUAAAAUCAACUGUGGUUUAUCCUGAAAAAUUUGCUGAAGUCCUUGGACGCUUUGCUGUUUCAAAGGCCAAAAAUUCAACUUCUACCGAUAUUAUCGCUGGUAGAUCUUUAAGAGCUAAGGCUAUCAAAGCUGGUUAUAAGCCAGAAUUAAUUAAAUCUAGUGCAUCGAUUUGGUGUCUUGCUGACAAGAAUACCAAAGAGUUAUGGUCUAGAGGUAUGAAAGCUAGACUUGCUAAAAGUAAGGAAAAGUUGGUUGUCGAUGAUGAUGAGGCAGACAAAGCAAAGAGGGCCGAGGCUGAAAAUGCUUGGAAUGAAUUUGUUGAAGAUGAUAAUGGAUUCUUGACUAUGCAAAAUGGUCAAAUCGUUUACACUAAAGAAUAG
This is a messenger RNA of Scheffersomyces coipomensis, 834 nucleotides long. It is a transcript of the gene CRG1, whose product is annotated as Crg1p. The transcript has a single exon. Lineage: Eukaryota; Fungi; Ascomycota; Pichiomycetes; Serinales; Debaryomycetaceae. Gene Ontology annotation, molecular function: methyltransferase activity. The record is from RefSeq and is a predicted model, not a curated record. Bases 1 to 834 code for a protein of 277 amino acids.